This is a messenger RNA of Triplophysa dalaica, 1979 nucleotides long. RefSeq names its product protein O-fucosyltransferase 1 (gene pofut1). The record is from RefSeq and is a predicted model, not a curated record. Gene Ontology annotation, molecular function: peptide-O-fucosyltransferase activity. Lineage: Eukaryota; Metazoa; Chordata; Actinopteri; Cypriniformes; Nemacheilidae. Gene Ontology annotation, cellular component: endoplasmic reticulum. Bases 76 to 1260 code for a protein of 394 amino acids. The transcript is spliced from 7 exons. Gene Ontology annotation, biological process: regulation of Notch signaling pathway; Notch signaling pathway; protein O-linked glycosylation via fucose.
GGUUCCAGAACUCCCAGGCACGUGAAGGGUUAACUAUAUUGUCGCAGUGCAUUGUGGGAGAGCGGAUGCAUAACGAUGGCGGCGACACCAAAGAACUUGAAACUUCUCAUUGCAACUUACUUGCAUGUGGCGUUGUUUUCAACGUGCACGUUUAUCAACGCGACAGAGGUGACGUGGGAUGAGAAUGGAUAUAUUCUCUAUUGUCCAUGCAUGGGUCGUUUUGGAAAUCAAGUGGAUCAUUUUCUCGGCUCUUUGGCUUUUGCCAAAAUGCUAAACCGAACACUGGCUGUCCCCCCUUGGAUCGUUUACCAACAUAACACACAUCCAUUUACAAACGUGCAUGUCCCUUAUAGCGAGUAUUUUCAGUUGGAGCCCCUGAAGAAAUACCACCGAGUGAUCACUCUUGAGGACUUCAUGAAGCAUCUGUCCCCCAAACAUUGGCCCCAGGGCCAAAGAGUUGCCUAUUGCUUUGAGUCUGCUGCAUACAGGAGUGCUGACAAGAAGACUUGUCCAAUGAAGGAUGGGAAUCCUUUCGGCCCCUUCUGGGAUCAUAUUGAAGUAGACUUUGAUCGAUCCGAACUGUUUGGAGGUUUGUCAUUCAGCUCCUACUACCUACCCCAGUGGAUAAAAAGGUUUCCUCCACUGGAGCAUCCGGUUAUGGCACUUCCAGGAGCCCCAGCACAGUUCCCGGUACUGGAGGAGCAUAUUGGUCUGCAAGAGUAUGUGGUGUGGUCUGACAGAAUGGUACAGGAAGGAGAGUAUCAAAUCAACACCCUACUAACCAGACCUUUUGUGGGGAUCCAUUUGAGAAUUGGUUCUGACUGGAGAAAUGCAUGUAAGAUGUUACACACAGGGGAUACUGGGCCUCACUUCAUGGCGUCUCCGCAGUGCGUUGGGUACGACCGUAAAACAGCUCUGGAGCUGACCAUGAACAUGUGUUUGCCGGAUCUGUCUGAGAUUCAGCGUGCAGUCAAACUUUGGGUUAAGAAGACCAAUGCUCAGUCAGUAUACAUAGCCACAGACUCAGAAUCGCACAGUGCAGAGAUUCAAAAACUCUUCAAGGGAAAGGUGAAAGUGGUCAGUUUGCGUCCAGACACUGCUCAAGUUGACCUGUAUAUCCUCGGCCAGGCCGAUCACUUCAUUGGAAACUGUGUUUCCUCCUUCACAGCUUUUGUUAAAAGGGAGAGAGAUAUACAUGGGAGACCCUCAUCAUUCUUUGGAAUGGACUACCCAGGAAGGAAAAGAAAUGAGGAACUCUAAUUUAAAUCAAGAGUUGAUACUGUGAAGAACAGCUGCAGAUAAUAUUUGUGGUGUUUGAUUAGAAUUAGAACAUUGGGUUCAGGAAGUUUUUGAUACCAAACCGUAUUUUAAGUGGGGAUGAAGUGGACAAUGCAUAUCACUACAAAACAAGUUAACAUUCACAACUCCCCAUGCUGUUUUUGUCACGCUCUGACAACCUUUUACUGUGACCCACCAAAUUUAUGUAACGGUAUAUUCAUUGUGCAGUACAUUACAAGUAAGAUGUUUGUGUUAUUGACUUUUUUUGGUGAUAGUAAAUAGGGUUGGUCAGAAUACGAAAAGGGAAUAUGGGUUUAUUCACACUUUUAAGGUGAAGGUCAUAGGCAGUCCACAUAAUACAUCUUUCCGAAUAUCAAUUUGCUUGCGUGUAAGAUAAUGUUUAAUUUCGACAGUUUUAAUUAUGUAUGAAAAUGAAUGUUCAAUGUCUUACCGACCCUCUGAUAUCUUGCAGUUAUGCAUAUGAGGCGAAAAGAUUCUUUCCGGUGUAAAAUGCAAAUUGCAGAACUGUUUUUUUAUACGCGUUUUAAGAUGCUUAAUUCCUGAAAUGAGUCUUUUCCAUGGGAAAUAAAUACAAUUUGCAGUAUUCUCACUGCACGCAUGAACUUGCUUUAGUUUUAUACUUCUAUUUGAAUUGAAAAGGAAUGAAUGAUGCACAUUUUCUAACAUUUUUCAAAAAAUGA